Molossus molossus (Pallas's mastiff bat) is the source of this 2806-nucleotide messenger RNA. It is a transcript of the gene CFAP20DC, whose product is annotated as CFAP20 domain containing. The transcript has 17 exons. Bases 377 to 2806 code for a protein of 809 amino acids. The record is from RefSeq and is a predicted model, not a curated record. NCBI's taxonomy places the organism in Eukaryota, Metazoa, Chordata, Mammalia, Chiroptera, Molossidae.
GAUUCAGCGGCGGGCCCGGCGGAGCGGCUGGGAGUGUGUCUGCCUUAGCCGGGCGAGCGGGCGCUUGUCUCUGGCUCCGUGGCUGGGCGCCCCGUCACGUAGGUUACGCACACAAAUCACUCCCUAGGGUCCGCCCAGGCAGCUGCGCCCUCCCACACCCGGCACCCCGGGGCGUGGACCACGAUGGUGCGAGUCGGGGGCCCGAGAUGGAGCUGACCCGUGGCUGAGAAGAGCCUGACCGAGUCGGGGGCCAACCACGAAGCCCUUCCCCGCCCGUGGGGCACUGGGCUCCCGCCCGCGAUUUCCAGCCGUCUGGGUCACGCUACUCGCUGGAAGCCCUGAACUCCGUGCCCCAAGCCCAGGGCCCCCUGCGGGAAUGUUCAAAAAUGAGUAUCAGGGAGGCGCAUUUGUUGAAAUCUUUAGUGCUCAGGGAAAAAAUCCUGGAGCAAAAUGGAAGAUCCUUGGCAGUCCAUCUGUAAUUUGGAAAGAGUUUGAUAAAGAAGUUAAAAGUUUUGUGUUUGUCCUGGAAGGCAGCAGCCAGACAAACAAAAUUCAGCUGCCAAAGGAGAAUAAGCAAAUCCUUGGACUGAUCCAGAGGUUUCUUGUACUUCAGAUUUACAUACCCAUGGGACAGGACUUCUCCACUGAAUUGCUAAUUACUGAUUUAGGGAAUAUCAAAAGAAGAUUGUACUUAUCAACGGUCCAUAAAGAAUUGUCCUCAACCCCUCUUCAUGCAAAAAUUCCACUCUUCAUGAUCAAGCGCAAGAUUUGGUGCAACCUAUGCAUUGACUUGGUGGCAUUUACCAGUGAAAUAUUCAAGGGAGCAGUUUUCCAGUCACUGGACGGAAUUAUUGUCUCAGCUAACUGCAAGCUGCGGAAGAUCUUCACUUUGAAGUCUAAGCCUCCAGACACGGCUGAUAAAGACGCUGGAUUUGGUGUUCCCUUUCCAACAGAUGAACCUACAGACAUUAUUCCACGAAGCUGCCAACUAACGACAGAUGUUCCACAAGUCACACAGCUGCUAAACAUGACUAAACUCCGCCAAACUAUAAUAAAAUUUGGAGGUCAUCCUCUAAGUUCAGCAGAAUCAGAUCAGUUCAUUAACAGAGGAACAGGUAAUGUGCGGAACAAUAAAAAUCAAGAUGUUUGUCAUAUUGCCUUUGGAUCCAGAGUUCUUGGACCACCUCCGCUCUCUGGCAGAAGAAAUAACAUGAGGAUAUCCAGUGAGACAAUAAGAUCUGUUGGGUCCAAAACGAACCGAGCAUGCCAGCUGUCCACAGUAGAGAAGUGUGUAAACAGUGCCGAAACGUCAGCCUUGUUGACAUCUGAGUCUGAGGAGCAAGGAGACAAAGAAAAUAUUCGCCACAUAAAGCUGACUGUACCUAUUCGUGCCAAUCUGCAUAUUAUGCAUCCACAUCCCCCUCAAGAACCAUCAGCAGAUAAGAAUAAUAACAGGAGAAGAUUACAGUUAAAAAGCACCAGCAGAGAAAGGACAGAGACACCCAGCGGCAGUUCUUCAGGAAAUAACAAGAAUGAAGAUAAAGCAGCUACCCUCACCACUGUGUCCCAACAAAGAGCAGAGACAGUGAACAUCCGCACUCCAGCACCCCUGUCUUCAGAUCAAGCAGAUGAAUGGAUAUUUCCCGAAAAUAAUGAUCACAUUUCCCAUUUGGCGUCCAGCAAACUGUCUCUACUUCUGGAUGAUGAUUCUUGCCACACUUCACACCUGUGGCUGGAAGCCAGCAAGGAGAGUGAGCAUCACCGACAGGCAGAGGACACUCAGAUGGCUCCAAAGAACAUUUUCACGUUUUCAUCAAGACCAAGAUCAGCACCUCAUGGAAAGACUCAGGAUAUAUCCCCAGAGGGGUGCCCAUUUUUUUGGGAUCUGAAAGAGGAUACCAGUGUGAUCCAAUUGGAGGAUGAUUUUUAUGGUGAAGACAGCAGCGAAGAGGGUAACCACAGUGGCCAGGGUUCUCCUGGUCCAACAACUAGUCCUUCAGGGUUAACUCAGUUAACAUUAGAGAGCAUGCUGGGGAAGGCUGCAAGGCGGACAAGUAAAGAAUAUCUAAAAAGUGCCUACACAGAAGCAGAAGCAUCAGAAAGCCAGGAUUCCUGGGCGAAGCAGAUAGAUAGAAACAACUUUCAAAUGAGUUCGGUGCCUACACCAUGCCUUUCUCCCCCUGGAAGAAGGAAUGCAUCCUCUCAGACAGCUCCAGGUCCCAUUAUCAAAGCAAAGGACCCACCAGCAGCCCGUCAAGUGCCAGCUUCGGUAAACAAAACCUCCCUAAAGGAAAUCUCGGAGGAAAAGUUGAGACCGAUUCCUGAAGUAUCAGAAUAUGACUGGAGAAACUAUCAACCCAGCCAGAUGAGUGAAUCCGAGUUGCAAAUGCUGGCAAGCCUGCGGCGGCAACAGAAUGAGGAUCUGGAGGACCCCGGGGACUCCCAUGGCCUGAGUGCAUCCCAGGUGGACAACUGUAACGUCAGCAUAAGUACCAGCAGUGACGACACCACCACCUGGAACUCCUGCCUGCCACCUCCUGUCAACCAGGGUCGGCACUAUCAGAAAGAAAUGAAUCCACCUUCUCCUUCUAACCCCCGGGACUGGUUGGACAUGCUGAGCCCGCCCAUCGUGCCUCCCAGCCAGCAGCCAGCCGAGCAGCACCAGGACUCCUCCGGAAGUGUGACUGCUCAAGGUGAAGAAGACCUGAGUGUGGAAGAGGACGAGGACGUGCUGACUCUUCUGUAUGACCCAUGUCUGAACUGUUACUUUGACCCCCAGACUGGGAAAUACUACGAGUUGGUGUAA